Molecule: messenger RNA, 747 nt
Organism: Fusarium vanettenii 77-13-4
Lineage: Eukaryota; Fungi; Ascomycota; Sordariomycetes; Hypocreales; Nectriaceae
Exons: 1
Source: RefSeq, a predicted model, not a curated record
AUGCGCCUGAUCAAUGCCAAUACCCUAUUACUCCACGAGUUCCAUGGCGAGAACAUACCGCCGUAUGCAAUCUUAUCUCAUACCUGGGGAGACCAAGAGGUCACGUUUCAAGACUGGAAAGACCCACGCACACACACGGCUGCUACAAAAUCCGGCUUCACCAAGGUCCAGUGCGCUUGUCAGCAGGCCGUAAUUCGAGGUCUUGAGUGGAUGUGGGUUGAUACGAACUGCAUCGACAAGACCAGUUCGGCUGAACUGAGCGAGGCUAUAAAUUCCAUGUUUGCGUAUUAUCAGAAGUCCAAGGUGUGCUUCGCCUAUCUCAGCGACGUACCUUCUGCCAAGGGCCUCGAUAAAAAGUCCUUGCUAUGGCAAAUUCGAAAUAGCCGGUGGUUCACUCGCGGCUGGACACUUCAAGAGCUGAUUGCACCCGAGCACCUGACGUUCUACGCCGCGGAUUGGACCAGAAUAGGAAGAAAAGACGAAUGGCUAGCGGACUUGAUUACUGAAGUUACUGGCAUCGACCGGAUUUAUCUCAAUGGUAGAAGACAAGUCAACCGUGCUUGUAUCGCUAAAAGAAUGUCCUGGUUAGCCAAGAGAACGACCACACGAGUUGAGGACAUGGCAUAUUGUGUCCUUGGUAUUUUCGAUAUCAACAUGCCAUUACUCUAUGGAGAGGGUCGAAAAGCUUUUACUCGCCUUCAAGAGGAGAUCAUCAAAAAGACCAAUGAUCACACUAUCUUUUGCUGG